Molecule: messenger RNA, 2266 nt
Organism: Mugil cephalus (flathead mullet)
Lineage: Eukaryota; Metazoa; Chordata; Actinopteri; Mugiliformes; Mugilidae
Gene: tyms
Product: thymidylate synthetase
Exons: 7
Coding region: 792-2000 (402 amino acids)
Biological process (GO): dTMP biosynthetic process
Cellular component (GO): mitochondrion; cytosol
Molecular function (GO): thymidylate synthase activity
Source: RefSeq, a predicted model, not a curated record
CUAUUUAACAGUUAUGAAGUGUUGAAUUUGAUGUAUCUCAAAAGCUAACAUAAAUUUAACUACCGUAUCUUAUUACUAGCUUAAGUAAGGAUAAUGAAACAAAAGAUGUUUUUGUUAGUAGGACAUCAUGUAACGUCGAGUUGGAUGAAAACUUAGCCACGAGUGCUAUAUGUAUAGCUUCAACACAAAAAGGAGGUGACGGGAUUUCCACAUAAAGCUUUAUUCACUCGGUUAUAAAUAAAGACAGGUUUCACGGCAUGUAUCACACUCAGAACCUUUUUGGCGUGACGCAAAUAAGUGACAGCUGCUGUACCAAGCAGUACAAAUAAAAGGUGCGCCAGCCUGCGGCGUAAACCGGUAAUGCUCAUGUUAUACUCCGGCUGUUGCACAGUAAAAUGAUGAGUGACAUUGAGAAAUUAGCCACUAGGCUAUAUGUAAUUGUACUAAGUAGGCCAUGUUGUUCCUAAAUCAUCUGUCAGUGUCAUGUAACACCAGUAUUAACUGCUAAGUUAUGUGUCUGAAUGGUAGCUACCUGAGCAGAACUAACUGUUGUUCAGAAGGAGUUAUUUUGUCCUUCAAUGUAAAGUGCGUUAUGAAUAAAAACUUGUAUUAUUAUUAUAUUCUUAUUUCACACAUACUCUUCCUUUAACUGUAUCUUGUUUUAUUUUAUAUUUUUAUAAAUUGUAUUAUAUUGUGCGUUGACGCCUCGUUUCAAUGGACUAUCUGUGUGUAUGUAUCUAUGGUUCAAACCUGCAGGUUGUUACAAAGCGAUUUAAAGACCCGCAUGCAAAAUGAUAAAACACACGCUGAUUAAUGUAUUAAAACAUCCUCGUCUGUUUAUCAGCAUGCACGCUGCAAGGACUCGUAACACAGCGAAAACGCAAUACAUAUCCUCACAAAUACGGCUUCUAAAGGGUCUUGUUUAUGUAUUUUCGCGGCAUGAGCUCUUUCGGCCACCGUUACUCCGCCUCCCUGUUAAACGCGCCAAAUUGCAGUUUGCUUUCGCGCCGAGGUCCGAACUGUACUGCACAAAAAUGCCCGCAACUUCGGAAUUCUGCAUUGGGGAGUUGAAACAAGAGGUACCUAAGGAGAGCCAGGAAAAGACAGACGAGAAGGCGGUAAAGAAUUUUGGUAUUUUCAGCGAUGAGCGCGGCUACCUGGAUCAGAUUGAGUACAUCAUGCUGCAAGGGCGCAAAAAGGGAGACCGAACCGGGACAGGAGUCAUCUCAGUGUUUGGCGCUCAGGCCAGAUACAGUCUGCGAGACCAGUUUCCCUUGCUGACGACCAAGAGAGUGUUUUGGAGAGGGAUCCUUGAAGAGCUGCUGUGGUUCAUCAAAGGAUCAACAAAUGCCAAGGAGCUGUCAGAGAAAGGCGUUAAGAUUUGGGACGCCAACGGGUCUCGGAACUUUCUGGACAACCUCGGCUUUACGGAGAGAGAGGAGGGUGACCUGGGGCCCGUGUAUGGAUUCCAGUGGAGGCACUAUGGUGCAGAGUACAAAGACAUGCAUGCAGAUUACACGGGACAAGGUGUUGACCAGCUGGAGAAAGUCAUCGACACCAUCAAGAACAAUCCGGAGGACAGACGAAUCAUCAUGUGUGCGUGGAACCCCAAAGAUCUGCCUCUCAUGGCUCUGCCUCCCUGCCACGCUCUCUGUCAGUUCUACGUGUGCGAUGGGGAGCUGUCCUGUCAGCUGUACCAGCGCUCAGGUGACAUGGGCCUGGGAGUGCCUUUCAACAUCGCCAGCUAUGCACUGCUCACCUACAUGAUCGCACACAUUACAGGACUCAAGCCUGGCGACUUCGUUCACACUCUGGGAGACGCUCACAUCUACAUCAAUCAUAUUGAACCUCUCAAAGUGCAGCUUCAGCGGGAGAUUCGACCCUUCCCUAAACUGAAGAUCCUGAGAAAAGUGGAGAAAAUUGACGAUUUUCGUGCGGAGGACUUUGAGAUCUGCGACUACAAUCCACAUCCCAGCAUCAAGAUGCAGAUGGCUGUGUGAAGCCAGCCACAGAGGAAUGCAGUGUGUUCUUUAACACUCUUUAGUACCGUUCUUUAACACUCUUCUUUAAGUAUGUCUCCUUUAUAUAUAUAUAUAUUUCAAAUCCAAUCUUUAUGUACAUCACCUCCAUAGGUAAAAAGAGAUUUCUGUUGUUGUUCUGUAAGCAACACUUUCUUGAGAAUUACUUUACUGUAUGGAUACUUUUAUUUUCUGUGUUUUCUAACUUAUCUAAUUUUGUUAGUAAAGAUGUUGAGUUUUAAGUGAAA